AUGAAAAGAUAUAUCUACACGAAGAGAUUAAAGGAUUUUACUCAAUCAUCUACUAUUUCAAUCCCUCAAGAUCCAAGGAUUAUCACUGCAAAAGAACAAUCUCAUAUCAAUAAUUUACCAUUUUUUGAUCAUUCACUGACAGAUUCUAAAAUACCGAAAGAGAAACAGCAUUAUUUGUCUGAAAAAUUACCAGCAGUAAAGACAAUAUUUGGAAUUGACCCAAUAAAUCCUGCGUUCAUUAACCAUAAGAUACCGAAGAAUCAACCUAUACCAUUUCGCAAAUUAAGUGAGGUUCAAAAGAAAAAUAGAUUAUCAGUUACUGAUCUAGCAACGAAAUCUUGGUGUGAAUUAAGAUUAUCGUAUGAUCUAUACUCUGAUUUUGGCCAAUUCAAAUCUCGCCAUCUCGUCAGUGGUACAUCUUUUCAUCAAUCAUUAGAAGAUAACCUCUAUGGAAUAAAUAAGGAAUGGCUCAAAUUUAAUGACGAUUUUAAACUGGACAAAUGGAGCAAAAAAGGAUCCGUAGAAAAUCUCAUUUUAGAUUGGUCUGAUUGUGUCAUAAAAUUGAUAUCUCUUUUUAAAUUCGGUCAUGCAAGAGAAAUUAGCUGUCAUGGUUUCAUAGAAUAUGAGAAGAAUGAAAGUGUUCUUAUAAGUGGUAUUAUCGAUCAUUUGUCCUGGAAAUCUAAGAAAGAAUUGAUCACUCCUGAUUUCCAAAAUACAAUUUCCUACAAAAAAUUUGAUUUAUUCGAUGAUAUUUUCAAACUUAAUUCAGACAUUGGUCAAAUUAUUGAACAAUUGGAAAUCACAGUUCCUCAGAGAUUAAAUGGUAGAUAUGAUUUGUUGGUUGCUGAUGUCAAGACUAGAUCAACUUUUAAUAUACCUCAACAGACAAGCGUCCUAAAAGCUACAAAGUUACAAUUAAUGUAUUACAAGAAAUUUUUGACCCAAUUAGGAAAAUCACCUUCAAAGACCUAUGAGAGUCUUUUAACUAAUGCAAAAAGGAAAAAUAUUGAUAUUGAUGAACCUUUGGAUCCCUUAUAUUUAGCUAGCCUAUUGAUCAAAUCACCUCUUUUUAUGUCAGACAUGAGAAGACUAAGGGAUGGGAAAAAACUUGCAUUCGAACAGUUCGAUUUACAAACUUCUAAUUCCCAAUACAACCUUUCAGAACUAGGUGAUGUAGUUCCAAAUGAUAAUUCUUACAAUGAAAUGUUUAGAGAGUUCUUUACCUUAUGGGAAAGGCCUUUCACGUUAAGGUACCUUGCAUUGAGAUUAUCCCAGCUUUAUCAUAUAAUUGGAUCGUUGGUGUCUGAGAAACUGUUAGUUGAGUAUUAUUGUAAAGGUUUAAACUUUAGUAAUGUUCUUUUUGAUUUCGACACUGAUGAAUUACAAAAAAAUAAUAUUGAUACUAUGAUGUUUUGGUUUGGUAAAAGAGAUAUUGAACCAAUCUAUCCAAAUAUGAAAAAUAUAUUAACCUACUGUAAAUAUUGUGAUUAUCGUUCGUUGUGUUCAUGGAAAGAUAAGAGUGAAAAGCUAUGCGGCGAAUUAGGUAACGAACUAAGUAAGAUUAUGGAAUAA
This is a messenger RNA of Kazachstania africana CBS 2517, 1572 nucleotides long. RefSeq names its product Exo5p (gene EXO5). Bases 1 to 1572 code for a protein of 523 amino acids. The transcript has a single exon. NCBI's taxonomy places the organism in Eukaryota, Fungi, Ascomycota, Saccharomycetes, Saccharomycetales, Saccharomycetaceae. Gene Ontology annotation, molecular function: single-stranded DNA 5'-3' DNA exonuclease activity. The record is from RefSeq and is a predicted model, not a curated record. Gene Ontology annotation, biological process: interstrand cross-link repair. Gene Ontology annotation, cellular component: nucleus; mitochondrion.